ACAAACAGCGACGGCUGUCAACUUUUCCAAUAGGAAUCAGUAUCUCUUUACUGUGCGAUGUCUUGUCGCCUUGGCAACCAGAAGGUGAAAAACGAAAAACAAAAUAAACGAGGCCUACUAGAUUUUAUAUUUUUAAUCAAAAGGAUCGAGUUUCUUGCAAAUUUCGGCGUGUUGUUAGCAAUAACUUAUCCGGAAAAAUCGAAUUUCGAUCGGGAGCUUUAUGAGGAACUGUGAUUUUAUCGCUCCAACGCAAGUUGUUUGCUAAUUAGUCGGUGCAAUAAUUUUCUCCGUGAUCCGUUUCGUUACCACAGCAAACAUUGGUUUUGUUCCAUUUGAUUGUGCAAUAUUGAAGUUUGUACCAAAGCUGAUUGAAAAUUACUAUUUUCAAUUUAAAGUGAAUUUCUUUUUGAGCUACUCGAACAAAGUUAUGUUACAAUUUGAAAAACUUUGUGUCAUUUGAGUACGAGUCGUAAGUGUGUUUACAUUAUACUGUAUGUUGCAGAAGGAGGUGUCCUUGUGGCAAAUCGGAUACCUAAAAAAGAACAAAUCCCACGGUUCCAUGGAGAUGUCCAUAAUUUUUGACAGAAGAAAGUCCUACCCGCUGGUCAGAUAUCAGAUCAACAUUCCUAUUUCAUCCACCAGUAAGCCUUAAGUAACCCCAGAGUUUCAUCUUACACCGUAUACCAAAUCAAACCAACAAAACCAUAUACCCCAAACCAUAUCACCUUAGUAACUGCACCGUACUAAAAAAUAAUCAAUACAGGGUUCCAAAAGUAAUAUCUUCUUGAAUCAUAUUGCAACAACGAAUUUUGACUAUAAGCUACGAUAAAACAAGAACGCAUCGCAUAAAAAAAUGGCCACCCGAUUAGCGACCCAACGAAACUUUAUUACAGUAACGCCAAUUGCCAGCGCACCAACAACGUUAGCACCAUCGGCAACCUCCCCGGUUCAAGUUUCCACUACCACCGCUGGAGGGUCACAAGAGCCAGACACCGCAUCCGACGUACUGGCUUCGUCACCAACUGCAGUCUCAAACACAGCAACAGCUGUCUCCAUUUCGCCUACUUCAGCUAUCGGGUCAAGUACGCUAAAGAAUGGUUCCGGCAAAAUGAUUGCAAUCGCUGCCGGUGCAACUGCGGCAGCCAAUCAACCGGCAGCCGCUCCGGUCAUACCCACUAGUCUAAUUGCCAGUAAUCUGAGUUUGGGUAAUCUUUUAGGUACACAUAAUGGAGCUUUGACGCUGCAACAGAUUAUCCAGCAGCUCAACUUGCAGAAAAAGAUCGUCAUACACCCGAACGGAACUGUAAUCGACAUUGUACCAAUUGAGGAUAACGAGUCGCCACCUGAGGAUACCAAAAUAGGCGUUCAACUGGCCUCUGCUGACAGUGAAUCGGCUGUGGCCACUACGAAUGGAUCCGGCCAACAGCAUGUUACAGCGCAAGUGGCCGUUGUUCAAGCCCAAAGCCCAACCGAUGGAGGCCCGCAGUACAUCACAGUGACGGCAGCCGGCGACCCGGAAGCGGAUGAUGACGACGUUCGCUCUUAUGCCUCACUGACAGCAGUCGAUGUUUCAUCACCGGAAAAUGUUCAAAACCCUCACACAUAUGUGCAAUAUGUCGAUUCGGACAUGUAUACCGCGAGCAACCAAAAUCAGACGCAAAUGGCCUACCCUGUAUAUGCCGUCGGGGACUACAGCACCGGAGGCAGCCAGCAAUACUACAGUGGAGCUAGCGGGGGAACCGGCGGGGGUGGUGGCAGUGUAGGUGGCAACACUGCUGCUACAGGAAAUGCCAAUUACAGUGCCUCUUCCGGUGGCAGCAGCUCACACUCAUCUGGAGCAAGCAGUACCGGAAACGGUACGGCCAAUAAUGGCAACGUUGCCGGGACCGCCGGUGCUGCUAAUAACCCGCAGUUUAUUGUUCCGGUAGACGAAGCCACACUACUGGGCACCGCAGCGGCCAAUGGAACGCACCAGCGGGAAUCACCGCAAACCAUGACGGAUGUGACCUCCUAUCUUCAAUCCCAUCAGCCAUCGCAUCAUUCGAAUUCGACCACACCAACGCCGGAUAUGGAUCCAACACCGAAUCUCAGUCACGCGACGCGUGUAUCGCCAGCAACGGUUGCCUGGUUGGUAGAAAACUACGAAAACGCCGAGGGAGUUAGCCUUCCGAGGUCCACGCUGUACAACCACUAUAUGCGCCAUUGCAACGAAAAUAAGUUGGACGCGGUCAAUGCUGCUAGCUUCGGAAAGCUGAUCCGAUCAGUCUUCACUGGUUUGCGAACGCGCCGCUUGGGAACGCGGGGUAACAGCAAGUACCACUACUACGGUAUUAGAAUCAAACCCGGAUCGGCCUUGAACAACACAAUGGAUGAUGGCAAGCAACUUAAUUCUAGUCAUAUUAAUAAUAAUAACAACAGCCACAGUCAUCAUAACCAUAAUGCCAUCGGACCCAACGGUGGUGGCGGUGGUGAAGGUAUGACUGGUGGACAUGCCAUUAAUCAUCGUGGCUCGAAAAAGAGCAUUUUGAAAAAUGAAAUUCCAGAAUCGUGUGCGCAGUAUCUGGGUGAUGCCAGCGGUGCCAUUCCACAAUUUCCAGUGAUCGACAUGAGCCACCCAUUUCCAGAGGAAAUAACUCUGGAAGAUGUAGAUACACUGCGAUCUAUUUAUCGCGAACAUUGCGAAGCUUUUCUUGAUGCUAUUCUGGGUCUGGAUUUUAACACGAUUGAAUCGCUAUGGCGUGAGUUUUGGCGGGCCGAAAACAACAACAAUGGUGAUGAAUGCGAAGAGGAAAAAUAUCUCAGCAAAUCGAAACUGUACGUGCUUACACAGUGCGAGGCGAUUCAGAAUUUCAUUAAACAGGUCGAUUUCAUGUUCUACCAAAACAUGGUCGAAGUGCUCAUACCGGAUGUACUUCGCCCAAUCCCAACUGGCCUAACACAAGCUAUACGGAACUUUGCCAAAAAUCUGGAGAACUGGUUGUCGUCAGCAAUGAGUGGCUGUCCGGAACAAAUCGUUACCAUCAAGCUGUCAGCGGUAGCCGCUUUUGGGCAAACACUUCGACGUUAUACUUCCUUGAACCAUCUGGCACAGGCGGCACGGGCCGUUCUGCAGAACAGUACUCAGAUUGCUCAGAUGCUGAACGACCUAAAUCGGGUCGAUUUCCGUAAUGUGCAGGAGCAGGCCUCCUGGAUUUGCCAAUGUGAUACGGCAACCGUUCAGCGCCUGGAGAACGACUUCAAGGCUGCUCUCCAGCAGCAGAAUACUCUCGAACAGUGGGCUGGCUGGUUGCGAGCUGUAGUAGACGAUGCACUAGAAGAGUACCGGGGAAAGCCAUCGUUUGUGAAUGCUGCCCGGCAGUUUCUGCUCAAAUGGAGCUUCUAUAGUUCGAUGGUUAUCCGGGAUCUAACGCUUCGCUCGGCCGGUAGUUUCGGUAGUUUUCACCUGAUCCGGCUGCUCUACGAUGAGUACAUGUUCUUUAUCAUAGAACACAAGGUUGCAGAGGCAACCCAAACUACUCCGAUUGCCGUUAUGGGUGAGAAGGAUCAUGCCCGCCAUCAGCACGCGCAUUCGGUCCAGCAGCAUUCCAGCCAACCGCAAGCAGAGGACUUAACCAGCAUGUUAUACACAUCCGACUUUGAGGUGGUCAAUGUCAAGAUGGAACCAAGCGCUAAACGUAUGCGCAGUUAGUCAAUUUUCUCCUACCAUUAUGAUACUGCUAGCAUCCAGCAGUACCGUUGGUCACAACAACAAUUACAACAACAACACCAACAGCAGCAGCAGCUACUGCAACAAGAACAGUUCCGGCAGCAGCAGCAACAUGUGUCGAUUUCGACCUCAAACAGCCAGACAAACACUUGGUACUUGACACCGUCGUCCUCAUCUUCUCCAGUUUCGAACUAUAGCAGUGGCAGUGGCGGAGGGAGUACAGAGCAGGAAUUAGGUGGCACGAUGGGACCGUUCGCCGGUAAACAAUGAAUCAUCGGGCGAUAGUCUGGCAAUUACUGUUUGUCUAGUGUGGUUCGUUAGGUUAAUUUGAUUUUUUUUCAGGUUUUUAUUUACCGUUUUAUGUUAUUAGUUUGCGAAAAAUUUCAAUCACCACACAGGUCGAUUUAUUUAUUUUGUUUUUAUGCGCUUAAUUGUAAAUAGCUUAAUCGUCGGAAGCAAGAGAUUUUAUUUAUUUAGGUACUUCGCAACCACGCGCAUGUGCUCAACAGAAACAGAAGAGAAUACUAUUCCUAGAAUUUAACGAAACUAAAACAAAGUCUAUUUUCAACGUUUCAAUCUACUUUUAAUACUAAAAAUCUACAAACAAACUUGAACUUUUCGUGAGAUCUUGUAAAUUUGGAUGAAUCCAAAAGAAUUUCUACUUAAACAUAAGUUAUGCUAUGCUAAUAAUCAAAAAACAACAAAUUGUAAUCCUAACUCUAGAUAAAUCGAGUCAUUUUUAAUUGCAAAUGUUCCAAAAUCCGUUUACCACCAGCUGGGAUUUGCAACCUGAAACAGAACAAUGAUGUAACAAACAACUGGUCGAAAUUUUUGGUAGCUUGUAUAACAGUUAAUCGAAAUCGCGACAGACCACACGGAGAGAUUAUUUUUAUGAGAUAAAUUUGUCUAAUCACAACAAUUAGCAACUUGGCCGUUUUUGGGCACGAUGCUUCGAACAGUUAGGACACAUACUGAACACAGUGAAAAGAAAAUUGUGUGUUUAACUUGAAUACAUUCGUAAUUAUAAGAAAUAGAUAAGCUGGACGGUGUUUUUUCGAAAAGAAAUAUUUUUGAGUAAGCACUGGGCACAAAGAGUGGAAUAAGCAGAACCAUUCCAAAAAUCAUAUUUUGGAACAAUACAUGAGACUCAUGUUACACGAGCAACAACAGCGUAAAAAUUGGCUUUGCAAUGUUAUAGUAAUUUGCUUCGAAUCCCUUGUUUUGCAACCUACCUCAAAAAUGUUCUUUCGAAGAAACAUCGUAGCAACAUAGAAGGCAAGCAUCUAAACCAAAAAUUAAAAGAGGUAAACACAGAGUUGUUUGGAAAAAAAAAUCUAUUGUACCAAGUUAGAGUAUUAAAAAAGAGUGACAAACGAAAACAGCUAAAUGUAUGUGCCUGUGGAAUGAACAAUUGAACAAAAUAAGAAACUUAUAAACUAGAACAGAAGUUACAAACGGUCUAAAUAGUAAAAUCGCGAUAACACUAUCGCACCGAACGUAAAACACGCUGUGAAAUGCGUGGAACAGUUCAACGAAAGCAGUUAAAUCAGCCGGAUAAACUAGUCCUAUUAGUCAAAGAAAACACUUCUAUGCAAACUGCUGUAACGUGUUGAAAACGAUAUAAAAUUACAUUCCUCAACGAAAUGCCACUAUAAGCACCAUCUGUGACGCAACUAAAAAUUUAGCAGUCACCAUUUUUUGUCAUUUUAUUAUAGUUUACGAUAGAAAAUACACACAGAACACACAAACGCAUCCAUUAGGCAACGGGCUUUGUUGAAACGCGCACAAUAGCUCACUACACAGAUCAAGGAGAAAAAAAAACAUUUGUAGAUGUUACUCCGAUGCAUACUAAAAAUGUAUCGGAUUGGAAUUGUGAUUUGAUAGAAAACGCGACAAGUUUAUACAUAUAUAUUUUAUAACAAUCGACUUGGUGUUUGGCGCGCUUUCAACUAUUACCGAUAGACGAGCACGAAAAUUUGUGCAUGUAGUUUUUACUCUGGGUGUAUUAAAUAUCGCAGCAAAUGAAGCGUUGAGCAUUCCAACGCUUCAAAACAACAGCGAGAAAACUUGACGGUUUACAUACCGGUUCUAGCAGAUAAGUGUGACUACUUUCGAAAUAUGAAAGCAACAAAUAGAGUGAGUUGAAGUAAAACUAAUA
Wyeomyia smithii (pitcher-plant mosquito) is the source of this 5864-nucleotide messenger RNA. It is a transcript of the gene Rfx, whose product is annotated as DNA-binding protein RFX2. Lineage: Eukaryota; Metazoa; Arthropoda; Insecta; Diptera; Culicidae. Bases 854 to 3688 code for a protein of 944 amino acids. The record is from RefSeq and is a predicted model, not a curated record. Gene Ontology annotation, biological process: regulation of transcription by RNA polymerase II. Gene Ontology annotation, molecular function: RNA polymerase II cis-regulatory region sequence-specific DNA binding; DNA-binding transcription factor activity, RNA polymerase II-specific. The transcript is spliced from 11 exons.